UAGCGAGGCCAGGGUGCACGCGCAGCGGCGGUUGGCGGGCGGCGCUGAGGGGAAGAGGGGGCCGGAGCCGCCGUUGCGCAGCUCGGGAGGGAAGCGGAGCCCGUGACCUUCCGCUGCUGCCGCCGCCUGGGCCUGAGGGAGCCGGGCCCGGCCCGGACGCUGCCUGGAGCCGCCGCCAUGAACAACGUGGGAGGCGCUGACGAGAUCGGAAAGUUGUUUGUGGGUGGCCUAGACUGGAGUACAACACAAGAAACUCUCCGUAGCUACUUUUCCCAAUAUGGAGAAGUUGUAGACUGCGUAAUAAUGAAAGAUAAAACAACAAACCAAUCUCGAGGGUUUGGAUUUGUCAAAUUUAAAGAUCCCAACUGCGUGGGAACAGUACUGGCCAGCAGACCACAUACAUUAGAUGGCCGAAAUAUUGAUCCAAAGCCAUGUACACCUCGGGGAAUGCAACCAGAAAGAACACGGCCAAAGGAGGGAUGGCAGAAAGGACCCAGAAGUGAUAACAAUAAAUCAAAUAAAAUUUUUGUUGGUGGGAUCCCUCACAACUGUGGCGAGACUGAGCUCAGGGAAUACUUCAAGAAAUUCGGAGUGGUCACUGAAGUUGUAAUGAUCUAUGAUGCAGAGAAACAGAGGCCCCGAGGUUUUGGAUUUAUUACUUUCGAGGACGAACAAUCAGUGGACCAGGCUGUCAACAUGCAUUUUCACGACAUCAUGGGCAAAAAAGUGGAGGUAAAACGUGCAGAACCUCGUGAUAGCAAAAGCCAAACCCCAGGGCCACCAGGUGCCAGCCAGUGGGGAAGCCGGAUCAUGCCAAGUGCUGCCAAUGGCUGGGCAGGUCAGCCCCCUCCUACCUGGCAACAAGGAUACAGCCCUCAAGGAAUGUGGGUACCAGCUGGACAAGCAAUUGGUGGGUAUGGACCACCUCCUCCAGGAAGAGGAGCCCCUCCUCCUCCACCACCUUUUACCUCAUACAUAGUUUCUACGCCUCCUGGAGGAUUCCCACCUCCACAAGGGUUCCCACAGGGCUAUGGCACCCCUCCACCAUUUAGUUUUGGAUAUGGUGCUCCACCUCCUCCACCUGACCAGUUUGCCCCUCCUGGAGUACCCCCUCCACCUGCCACUCCUGGGGCAACACCACUAGCUUUCCCACCGCCACCACCACCAUCUCAGGCAACUCAGGACAUGAGCAAACCCCCAACUGCUCAGCCAGAAUUCCCUUAUAGCCAGUUUGGUUAUGGACAAGACUUGAGCGGUUUUGGACAAGGUUUCUCCGACCCCAGCCAGCAGCCCCCCUCCUAUGGAGGCCCCUCGGUGCCACCAUCAAGUGGCCCACCUGCAGGAGGAAGUGGUUUUGGACGAGGACAGAACCAUAAUGUGCAAGGAUUUCACCCCUACAGACGCUAGCACAUGCUGGCAAUCAGGGAAUCCUGUCCACAGUGGGAUAUCUGGUAGCAGCUGAACCCAGGAAUCCCAGACUUCUGAACUUGUGACAAUCACAUACUUGAUGGAGGAAAAAAAUCUAACAACAUUGGGGGAGGGCAAUGGGAGGGGGGAUGGCUUUUGAAGGCAACGCUGUGGGUGUUUGGACUGCAGGUUUUAAAUAUAUUCCUUUCUCUAACCCAUCAGCACAAAUAAAGAAAAUGUCACUGGUUCAAACUACAGGGUUUUAAAAAUGUCUUCAGCUUUAAUUCAAAACUUCAGGUUUCUUUUUUUGAAAUUAUUUUUCCUGAGCCUUUGUUUUACCGUAUAUUGUAAACUUUUAUGUUUAAAGAAAAAUAUAUACAUUUACAGAUUGUGAAAUUUUUAAGAGAAAUUUUCUACUAUGUAUGCUGGCUUAUUUUUUAAUUUAAAACAGGGUUUCCGUUAGCAAUGUUGGAAGUGAUGGUCAGUUUCAACCCCUUUACUUCUAACAUAAUGGUGGGGCAGUUGGUCCAGAAACUCUGGGAGUUAAAAGAAGAAAUCUACUGAGUGUAUUUUGCUUUUGUUACCUGACAGUAUAGAACUGGUAACAAUGCAGGUGCAGACUUGUUGAUGCACAGUGUCACUUAUGAAGUACAGCAUUUAGAUCUGUGCUUCAAACUCUUUAAAAUCCUCUGUGGAUUUCAUUAGGGGUUAACGGAGGCCUUGUUAAGAUGUAGAUUUCCCUCAGGCAAAAGGUUUAGGUGCAUUUUGCACUAACCAGUGAUUACCCCUGGUUUGAAUAAAGAGAAGUACAUUUGGAUUAGAAA
This is a messenger RNA of Mauremys mutica (yellowpond turtle), 2231 nucleotides long. It is a transcript of the gene DAZAP1, whose product is annotated as DAZ associated protein 1. The transcript is spliced from 12 exons. The coding region runs from base 178 to 1407 and encodes 409 amino acids. Gene Ontology annotation, cellular component: cytoplasm. Gene Ontology annotation, molecular function: RNA binding. NCBI's taxonomy places the organism in Eukaryota, Metazoa, Chordata, Testudines, Geoemydidae. The record is from RefSeq and is a predicted model, not a curated record.